CUGCACUACGGGACCCUCCUGGGCAGCAGAGCUUGUGUCCACAUGGCAGCAGCUGCCUGGGCCACUGGGUUUCUCCAUGCUCUGCUGCACACGGCCAAUACAUUUUCACUGCCCCUGUGCAAGGGCAAUGCCCUGGACCAGUUCUUCUGUGAAAUCCCCCAGAUCCUCAAGCUCUCCUGCUCACACUCCUACCUCAGGGAGAUUCGCCUUAUUGUGAUAAGUGUCUUGCUAAUAUUCGGGUGUUUUGUGUUCAUUGUGGUGUCCUAUGUGCAGAUAUUCCGGGCAGUGCUGAGGAUCCCCUCUGAGCAGGGUCGGCACAAAGCCUUUUCCACCUGCCUCCCUCACCUGGCCGUGGUCUCCCUGUUCCUCAGCACUCUCAUGUUUGCCCACCUGAAGCCCCCCUCCAUCUCCUCCCCAUCCCUGGAUCUGGUGGUGUCUGUUCUGUACUCAGUGGUGCCUCCAGUUGAGCAGGGAUGUGAGGAUGGUGUAGGAAAAAGGCUUUGUCAAACUGUCUCAGGAGUGCUGUUCUGGCAUCAUGCAGUCAAGCAUGAGAGUGCUGUAGAAAACAGUGGCACUGGUGAGGUGAGAGGGCCAGGUGGAGAAGGUCUUCUGCCUGUCUGCACCGGGGUGAAGAGCAGCAAUGCAUUCACAGGAUGCCCAUGUGAAUGGGAAGAGGAAAACUGGCUCUAA
This is a messenger RNA of Columba livia (rock pigeon), 690 nucleotides long. Its product is annotated as olfactory receptor 14J1-like. The transcript has 2 exons. Gene Ontology annotation, biological process: G protein-coupled receptor signaling pathway. The annotation marks the transcript as partial. NCBI's taxonomy places the organism in Eukaryota, Metazoa, Chordata, Aves, Columbiformes, Columbidae. Gene Ontology annotation, molecular function: odorant binding; olfactory receptor activity. Gene Ontology annotation, cellular component: membrane. The record is from RefSeq and is a predicted model, not a curated record.